Molecule: messenger RNA, 4606 nt
Organism: Oncorhynchus gorbuscha (pink salmon)
Lineage: Eukaryota; Metazoa; Chordata; Actinopteri; Salmoniformes; Salmonidae
Gene: amz2
Product: archaemetzincin-2
Biological process (GO): proteolysis
Molecular function (GO): metallopeptidase activity
Source: RefSeq, a predicted model, not a curated record
CCAGGCUCCUUUAGGGAGGCAGAGGCUGAGACAGGCCAGUACGUGAGGUGGUUGAGGGACUACUGCCAGGCCUUCUAUUAUUGGCUGGUGGUUAAGCUGUUGCCUCCAGUGACCGUUGCUGCCACAGGCUGUGCCUUCAGGGUCAACAGCAGUUCACACAACCUACAGAUCCACGCAGGGGAUUUGCUGCGGUUUCUUCAGAAGAGGAAACCGUAAGAUGCCUUCGGCAUCAUGGGCAUCACCAUGAUAGAUCUCUACCCCAAAGAUUCCUGGAACUUUGUGUUUGGAAAGGCCUCUCUCACUGAAGGAAUGGGAGUUUUCAGCUUUGCCAGGUACGAUGACAACUUCUACAGCAGGAGUUACGUUAUCAGGCCUUGGCGGGGAGACAACUCUGUGUUUAAGGGCUACUACAGCACUCCUAUCACGAGCACCAUGGUCACCCAUGAGAUGUGGUCACCCAUAUUCGGGGUGAAAUACUGCCAGUGGAUGCAGUGUGUCAUACAGGGUUCCAACCACCUGGAGCACUCAGACCGCCAGCCGCUGGACCUUUGCCUGGUCUGCCAUCGGAUUCAAAAUGGCUGACAGAUACAAGGUUAACUUCUAGGAAGUCCUGAGGACUGUCUCUGUCCUGGGCCUCCUUCCCCUCUCGCUGAGGUACGGGGUUCCCCGGCCCCACCUGCAUGGGUUCUGGGAGGUUCUGAUGCCCCCUCCUGCUGUACAACCUGGUCUCAGAGAACUUCGUAUUAUUCUGUAAGUAAAAACCCUAACCAUUUUAGCUAACCCUUCACCUAACCUUAACCACUUUAGCUAACCCUAACCUUAACCAUCCUAACCCCUAAAUCUUAACCCUAACCCUAACUCCUAGCCUAGUUAAUGUUAGCGAGCUAGCUAAUGUUAUCAAUCUGGCCACCUAGCGAGAUUUCGUAACAUAUCAUACGUUUUGCAAAUUCAUAACAUAAAAUAUGAAUUGUAAUUUGUACAAUGUCAUACGAUAUGGAGGAUGAACUUCCACAAAAUAAUACAUACCGUACGAAAUGUAACAUAUCAUAGUAAAUGUAGUGUCUCGGAUUUACAUACAGAAUAAUACGAAAUGCUCUGAGGCCUGGUUGUGCUGCAGCAGAGCAGGCCUCUCUUGGCUGGUCGUACCAGACCCAGGAACACAGCCCCUAGACUCAUACCCACCGCACAGGAGUAGAACGCUGAGCCGUAGUUCUGAGUCAGGUCCACAAGAACACCUGAGAGAACACAAUAUAAAUUGUAUAUGUUAAACAAACUCAUUCAUUAAAAUGAUGCACAAAUUAAGCAAGUUUGUGUUAUUUUCCUUUGAUGACAAUGAAAAUAAAACUGGUGCUACAUAUCAGAGAGGGCAAAAGAGAUGUGACAUGACAGAGGGCUGUGAAAAAGAGAUUUGAAUGCAUUUCUUACCUCCCAGAGGUGGUCCCGCCAGCCCAGCGAAGCUUUGUAUAAACACAUAGACCCCCACAGCUGACGACAUCCUUUCUAUGCCCACCACAUCCUCCUCUGCCAGCAUGGGUAUAUGUGUCGACGACACGGUGCCUAUAAAAAACCCAUAGAACCCACAACACACGGCCAGGCCCCAGAACUCCCACACCAGGGUAAAGGCCACCAGCACCAGGCACAGCAGAACUACACAUCCCAGCAGCACCAGGGGCUUCCUGCCUCUGAACAGCUUCCUGCCUAGCACCCAACCAAUGGAGAGGCGGCCGAAGAUCUCGGCAAAGGCCAUGGCGGAGAGCAUGUGGGUGGCGCGGUGACGCAUCACGCCACGGUUCACACUCAGCUCGAUGAUGUAGAGCUGAGGGGCGAAGAAACCCAAUGUGGCAAAAAGGCCGAAGAGAGCAUAGCAGAUGAAGCUGCCUUCUCUUAACAUGGAGAAGUCAAGGAGUUUCUGGGGGGAUAGUGUUUGUGUCGGCUUCUCAUCCUUCUCCUCGUCCUUCUCCAUCUCCUUCUUCUUGCUUCCUAAGCACCUCUGUGAAGACGCCUCCUCCUCUAUUUCCUCCCCUGCUUUACUGCCGUCCUCCAGGACCUGGUGAUGGAGGGACUGAACUUCAGAGUUUACAGACUCUCCAGAGCUCAGGGAGUAACGAUGAGCCAGCUUGCUAUCACACUGCAGUGUGUAAGACCCAUCCUUAGCAUAUGAACUGCCCUUAAUGGACAACCUCUCCUUACUGUAGUACUCCUCCUCUGUGUUCAGAGCCUUCAGCUCUUUGUCAGCCAGCCCAUCAGUUUCUGUCUCCGUGGCUGGUCCAGGUCUAAUGAUGAUGGGUCUUAGCAGAACUCCACAGAUGAUGAUGAUGCCCUGUAGAGCUCCGAUCACCACCAGGGUGUAACGCCAGCCGAUACAGUCCCUCAGAGCAGAGAAGGCUGAGGAGCAGAGGGGAGAACAGAGAGGAGAGUGUUUCAAAUGGUGGUCAGGGUUUGCAAUCCAUCCUAAAAUUAAAUGUGGGUUAAUGUGAAAUGAAAAAGCAAUUGAGAGAAGUAAGAUUAAGAGAAUGGGAAGUUUGGGUAAACUGAAAUAUUAGCUGUUUUUUAAGAUAAACUUUGCUUGCUAGUAAGCAGUGUUCAAGUCCCCUUGUGACCUUUUACCUGGGGCGAGCGCGAACACAGAGAAGGACUCUCCUGUGGAGGCGACAGCUGUGACCAGGGAGCGUCGGUGGGAGAAGUACUGGGACAGGAGUGUAAUGGUGGGUAGGAAGGUCAGACAGUACCCUAGACCUGUGGAGGGAAGAGGACACAAGCACACUGGUGAAACACUGGUGGCACUGUGACAGUUGUGAUGGUCAAUUGUUUGUGUGUGUGUGUGUGUGUGUGUGUGUUUGUUUCUAAUACCUGCAACGAGUCCGAUGGUGAUGUACAUCUCGUUGAUGGAUUUGGUGAAGCCACUGGCGAUGGUUCCUAUGGAGACGAGGAGUCCACCAAUCAUAACAACUGUCUGGAAGCCAAACCGGUUGGUCAUCACAGAAGCGAGAGGAGCUGAAAGGGGACAGCUCUCCAAAACCACCCCAGCCCUAGACCCUGAUGCUGCCCCUAGUCUCACCAGUGAAGGCCAUGACGAAGACACAGAUGGAGAUGAUCCAAGAGACUCGGCUGUUGCUCUCCCCAAACUCCCCCAUCAGGUCCUGGAGGAAGAUGCCCAGGCUCUUGAUGACUCCGUAGGUGAACACUUCCACCAGGAAGAAGGAGACCGCCACCACCCAGCCCCAGCCACCAUCUGGCGGAGCCGUGUAGACGAUAGGCCCCAUGCAGCGCUUCAAUCUGGACCCCCACACUGUCAUGGAUGGAGCAUGCGAUUCUGUAGGGAAGGUGGACAAUAAAUCACUUUUUGAAAAGGUAUCACAGUUCAUUGAAAAGUAAAGUAAAUGAUGCUUGGAAUUGGCAGGGGAGAUAUGUCGCCCCACAACAUUCAGAACAGGUCGAUUCAUCCCCCCAAUAAUUUAUUUAAAAUCAAUAAAAAUAAUGUGGAUGCCCUGUACCUCCUCCGCUCAGCUGCACUGUCUCUACGCCCUUCACCCACUGUCUCUACGCCCUUCACCCACUGUCUCUACGCCCUUCACCCACUGUCUCUAUGUCCUUAAGGUAGAUUAAUGAUGUGUAAUUUCUUGUUGUAAAGAAAUGUAAGUUUGUCUUUGACCAUUCAUUGCAUUGCAUUAAGAUGGCACAAUGAAACAACCUAGUUAAAGCAGAUGAUUUCACAGUGAUAACUAUGAUAUUCUGCACUGCAGAAUCUCUCAAUGAUGCGUGAAUAUGUAUUCAUGGAUGCCAACAGAAGCCAGGCUUACCCAAAUAUUUCACCAAUAUAAUCUUUUUUAUUAUAAAAUCAUUGAUCUUUCAUCUCUGUGUUUUCAUAAUUAUCCCUAAUAAAUGUUAUUAGUGGAAUUGAAUAAAUGCAUUCCUCAUUUUACAGAGUAACUAUUUGACUAUCGUUUAUAAUUUAGUAGGUCUGUUGGGAAUUGUUAUAUACACGAUGCAUAGCACAUGCUUGGGCUCCACCUUGAAAUCGCUGAUCUGCUUGCCUCAAUAAGUUAAUGCUAGAACAUUGGUUGCCAGGAUUGGCCAUUUGUAUCUACUCUCUUAAUAAUUGCAUAACGGUGCAAGUUAGACACAUGUUCAUUAAAUGCAUACUGAGAGGUGAUGCAAGGCUUGCUACCUUGACUAGAUCCUCCAGAGACGUACACGGCCUGUUGCAUUUAUUCACAUAAUAUUGGAAUCAGAUUGAUGAAUGUAGUUUAUUGUUAAAUUCAACAUAAUUUCACCCACUGUCUCUACGCCCUUCACCCACUGUCUAUACGCCCUUCACCCACUGUCUAUAUGCCCUUCACCCACUGUCUAUAUGCCCUUCACCCACUGUCUAUACGCCCUUCACCCACUGUCUAUACGCCCUUCACCCACUGUCUAUACGCCCUUCACCCACUGUCUAUACGCCCUUCACCCACUGUCUCUACGCCCUUCACCCACUGUCUAUACGCCCUUCACCCACUGUCUCUACGCCCUUCACCCACUGUCUCUACGCCCUUCACCCACUGUCUCUCCGCCCUUCACCCACUGUCUCUACGCCCUUCACCCACUGUCUCUACGCCCUUCACCC